CGCCCGGCACCGCGGCCCCUGCACGCGCGCGGACCUGCUGCCUGGUCCCUGCUGAUCAUGAAUAAGAUGAAGAACUUUAAGCGCCGUUUCUCCCUGUCUGUGCCCCGCACCGAGACCAUCGAGGAGUCCUUGACUGAGUUCACAGAGCAGUUCACCCAGCUCCACAACCAGCGCAAUGAGGACCUGCAGCUCGGUCCUCUCAGCAGAGACCCCCAGCCGGAGUCCAGCACCUUCUCCCCGACAGACAGUGGCGAGCAGCCCAGGCAGCCAUCCCCAGGCCUGCAGUACCGGCGGCAGAACCAACGCCGCUUCUCCAUGGAGGACAUCAGUAAAAGGCUCUCUUUGCCCAUGGACAUCCGCCUGCCCCAGGAAUUCCUGCAGAAGCUACAGCUGGAGAGCGCAGACCUGCCCAAACCGCUCAGUCGCAUGUCCCGCCGAGCAUCCCUGUCAGACAUCGGCUUUGGGAAACUGGAAACGUAUGUGAAACUGGACAAACUGGGGGAGGGCACCUACGCCACAGUCUUCAAAGGGCGCAGCAAACUGACGGAGAACCUUGUGGCCCUAAAGGAGAUCCGGCUGGAGCAUGAGGAGGGGGCACCCUGCACAGCCAUCCGCGAGGUGUCUCUACUGAAGAACCUGAAGCAUGCCAAUAUCGUCACCCUGCAUGACCUUAUCCAUACAGAGCGGUCCCUCACCCUGGUGUUUGAGUACCUGGACAGCGAUCUGAAGCAGUAUCUGGACCACUGUGGAAACCUCAUGAGCAUGCACAACGUCAAGAUUUUCAUGUUCCAGCUGCUCCGGGGCCUUGCCUACUGCCACCGCCGCAAGAUCCUGCACCGGGACCUGAAGCCCCAGAACCUGCUCAUCAACGAGAGGGGGGAGCUGAAGCUGGCUGACUUCGGAUUGGCCCGGGCCAAGUCAGUGCCCACGAAGACCUACUCCAACGAGGUGGUGACGCUGUGGUAUAGGCCCCCUGACGUGCUGCUGGGGUCCACAGAGUAUUCCACCCCCAUUGAUAUGUGGGGCGUGGGCUGCAUUCACUACGAGAUGGCCACGGGGAGGCCCCUCUUCCCUGGUUCCACAGUCAAGGAAGAGCUGCACCUCAUCUUUCGACUCCUCGGGACCCCUGUAGAAGAGACGUGGCCCGGAGUGAUGUCCCUGUCUGAGUUCCGCACCUAUAACUUCCCCCGGUACCUCCCGCAGCCGCUCAUCAGCCAUGCUCCCAGGUUGGACUCUGAUGGCAUCAACCUCCUGACCAGCUUUCUCCUGUAUGAAUCGAAGAGUCGCAUAUCAGCAGAGGCAGCCCUGAACCACCCCUACUUCCGGUCUCUGGGAGAGCAGGUGCACCAGCUCGAAGACACUGCCUCCAUCUUCUCCCUGAAGGAGAUCCAACUCCAAAAGGACCCAGGCUACCGGGGCCUGGGCUUUCAGCAGCCAGGACGAGGGAAGAAUCGGCGACAGAGCAUCUUCUGAGCUUGCCUACCCUACCGCGCCUUGAGGGAGUGAGAGGUCGCACUGAGCACAACCGCAGGCAGGAUGGGGCUUAGGCAGCCCUCAGAGGACUGAGGGACGAGGGCCAAGGCCGGCCCAGAAGCCCUCUGCAGCUCUGCUGGCCACAGCUGGGCCCCGACCCUGCUUCCCACAUGUCUCCCCAGUGGCCUUUACCUGGACACCAACCCCUCCAGCACCUGCCCUGGGAGGAGGUGAGG
Messenger RNA from Pteronotus mesoamericanus, 1709 nucleotides. RefSeq names its product cyclin dependent kinase 18 (gene CDK18). Lineage: Eukaryota; Metazoa; Chordata; Mammalia; Chiroptera; Mormoopidae. The transcript has 16 exons. Gene Ontology annotation, biological process: protein phosphorylation. Gene Ontology annotation, cellular component: cytoplasm; nucleus. The record is from RefSeq and is a predicted model, not a curated record. Bases 58 to 1473 code for a protein of 471 amino acids. Gene Ontology annotation, molecular function: ATP binding; cyclin-dependent protein serine/threonine kinase activity.